Myotis davidii is the source of this 4627-nucleotide messenger RNA. It is a transcript of the gene LTBP1, whose product is annotated as latent transforming growth factor beta binding protein 1. Bases 145 to 4254 code for a protein of 1369 amino acids. Lineage: Eukaryota; Metazoa; Chordata; Mammalia; Chiroptera; Vespertilionidae. The record is from RefSeq and is a predicted model, not a curated record. Gene Ontology annotation, molecular function: calcium ion binding. The transcript is spliced from 29 exons.
CCACUGGAUACAGAGCAGCGAGCACUGACGGCUUCCCUCCUUCCUUAAACCUGUCGGGUUGUGGGCUCUCUCUUUCCCCCUCGCGCCCCUUUUCUUUCUUUUUUUCACCUUCUUUUUUUUUUGGAAACCUUCUGAGGCAAGUUCAUGGAUACUAAGCUGAUGUGUUUGUUGUUCUUUUUCUCCCUGCCUCCGCUCCUAGUGAGUAACCACACUGGCCGCAUCAAGGUGGUCUUUACUCCGAGCAUCUGUAAAGUGACCUGCACCAAGGGCAGCUGUCAGAACAGCUGUGAGAAGGGGAACACCACCACUCUCAUUAGUGAGAAUGGCCAUGCUGCCGACACCCUGACGGCCACGAACUUCCGAGUGGUAAUUUGCCAUCUUCCAUGUAUGAAUGGUGGCCAGUGCAGCUCAAGGGACAAAUGCCAGUGCCCUCCAAACUUCACGGGGAAGCUUUGCCAGAUUCCAGUCCAUGGUGCCAGCGUUCCUAAACUUUAUCAGCAUUCCCAGCAGUCAGGCAAGGCGCUGGGAACGCAUGUCGUCCACUCUACACAUACUUUGCCUCUGACGAUGACGAGUCAGCAAGGAGUCAAAGUGAAAUUUCCUCCCAACAUAGUCAAUAUCCACGUGAAGCAUCCCCCAGAGGCCUCAGUCCAGAUACAUCAGGUUUCAAGAAUCGAUGGCCCAACUGGCCAGAAGGUAAAAGAAGCCCAACCAGGCCAAUCCCAGAUCUCUUACCAAGGGCUUCCCGUCCAGAAGACCCAGACCGUCCACUCCACGUACUCCCACCAGCAAGUCAUUCCUCACAUCUAUCCUGUGGCUGCGAAGACUCAGCUUGGCCGCUGCUUCCAGGAAACCGUCGGGUCCCAGUGUGGCAAAGCGCUCCCUGGCCUCUCCAAGCAGGAGGACUGCUGUGGAACCGUGGGGACCUCCUGGGGCUUUCACAAAUGCCAGAAAUGCCCCAAGAAGCCAUAUAUUAAUGAAUGCCAGCUACAGGGUGUGUGCCCUAAUGGUGAGUGUUUGAAUACCAUGGGCAGCUAUAGAUGUACCUGCAAAAUGGGAUUUGGGCCGGAUCCUACUUUUACAACUUGUGUUCCGGAUACCCCUGUGAUCUCGGAAGAGAAGGGGCCCUGUUACCGACUUGUCAGUUCCGGAAGGCAGUGCAUGCACCCUCUGUCUGUUCACCUCACCAAGCAGCUCUGCUGUUGUAGCGUGGGCAAGGCCUGGGGCCCCCACUGUGAGAAAUGUCCCCUUCCAGGCACAGCUGCUUUUAAGGAAAUCUGUCCUGGUGGAAUGGGUUAUACGGUUUCUGGCGUUCAUAGACGCAGGCCAAUCCAUCACCAUGUAGGUAAAGGACCUGUAUUUGUCAAGCCAAAGAACACUCAACCUGUUGCUAAAAGUACUCAUCCUCCACCUCUCCCAGCCAAGGAAGAGCCAGUGGAGGCCCUGACUUUCUCCCGGGAACACGGGCCAGGAGUGGCGGAGCCCGAAGUGGCAACUGCACCCCCUGAGAAGGAAAUACCUUCACUGGAUCAAGAGAAAACCAAACUUGAGCCUGGUCAACCCCAGCUCUCUCCAGGCAUUUCCACUAUUCAUCUGCACCCACAGUUCCCAGUCGUGAUUGAAAAAACGUCCCCUCCUGUGCCUGUGGAAGUGGCCCCUGAAGCUUCUACCUCAAGUGCCAGUCAAGUGAUUGCACCCACCCAAGUAACAGAAAUCAAUGAGUGUUCCGUGAACCCUGACAUCUGUGGAGCAGGACACUGCGUUAACCUGCCGGUGAGGUACACCUGCAUCUGCUACAAAGGCUAUAAGUUCAGUGAGCAGCAGAGGAAAUGCACUGAUAUUGACGAGUGCACGCAGGCCCCACACCUCUGCUCCCAGGGACGCUGUGAGAACACUGAGGGAAGUUUCUUGUGUAUUUGCCCAGCAGGAUUUAUGGCCAGUGAGGAGGGUACUAGCUGCAUAGAUGUUGAUGAGUGCCUGCGGCCGGACGUGUGUGGGGAAGGCCACUGCAUCAAUACCGUGGGGGCCUUCCGGUGCAAGUACUGUGACAGCGGGUACCGCAUGACCCCCGGGGGACACUGCGAGGAUAUUGAUGAGUGUUUGAGUCCAACUACUUGUCCAGAUGAGCAGUGCGUGAAUUCUCCUGGAUCUUACCAGUGUGUUCCCUGCACUGAAGGGUUCCGAGGAUGGAAUGGGCAGUGUCUCGAUGUGGAUGAGUGCCUGGACCCGAAGGUCUGCACUAAUGGGACCUGCUCCAACCUUGAAGGCUCCUACAUGUGUUCCUGUCACAAGGGCUACACCCCGACCCCAGACCACAAGCACUGCAAAGAUAUUGAUGAAUGCCAGCAAGGGAAUCUCUGCAUGAACGGGCAGUGCAAAAACACCGAGGGCUCCUUCAGGUGUACCUGUGGGCAGGGCUACCAGCUGUCAGCAGCGAAAGACCAGUGUGAAGAUAUUGACGAAUGCCAGCACCGCCAUCUCUGCAUCAACGGGCAGUGCAGGAACACGGAGGGCUCCUUCCGCUGCGUGUGUGACCAGGGCUACAGAGCGUCCGCCCUGGGGGACCACUGUGAAGAUAUCAACGAAUGCUUGGAAGACAAUAGCGUUUGCCAGGGAGGAGACUGCAUUAACACCAAAGGGUCCUACGAUUGUACUUGUCCAGAUGGCUUCCAGCUAAAUGACAAUAAAGGAUGCCAAGACAUUAAUGAGUGUGAGCAGCCUGGACUGUGUGGCCCCCGUGGAGAGUGUCUGAACACAGAUGGCUCUUUCCACUGUGUCUGCGAACAGGGCUUCACAAUCUCUGCGGAUGGCCGUACGUGUGAAGAUAUUGAUGAGUGUGUAAACAACACUGUCUGUGACAGGCACGGGUUUUGUGACAAUACGGCCGGCUCCUUCCGCUGCCUCUGUUAUCAGGGCUUUCAGGCCCCGCAGGAUGGGCAAGGGUGUGUGGAUGUGAACGAAUGCGAACUGCUCAGUGGCGUGUGUGGCGAAGCCUUUUGUGAAAACGUGGAAGGCUCCUUCCUGUGUGUGUGCGCAGACGAAACCCAGGAGUACAGCCCCAUGACCGGGCAGUGCCGCUCCCGGGCCCCCGGGGACGUGGAAGUAGAGCAAAGCAGGGAAGAGAAGAAAGAAUGCUACUACAACCUCAACGACGCCAGUCUCUGCGACAAUGUGCUGGCCCCCAACGUCACCAAGCAAGAGUGCUGCUGCACCUCCGGGGCCGGGUGGGGUGACAACUGUGAGAUCUUCCCCUGCCCGGUCUUGGGGACUGCCGAAUUCACGGAAAUGUGUCCUAGAGGGAAGGGUUUUGUCCCCACUGGAGAAUCCUCUUAUGAAGCUGGUGAAAAGGACUAUAAAGAUGCGGAUGAAUGCCUGCUUUUUGGACAAGAAAUCUGCAAAAAUGGCUUCUGCUUGAACACUCAGCCUGGGUAUGAAUGCUACUGUAAGCAAGGGACAUACUACGAUCCUGUCAAAUUGCAGUGCUUUGAUAUGGAUGAGUGUCAAGACCCCAACAGUUGCAUCGAUGGCCAGUGCAUUAACACAGAAGGCUCUUAUAACUGCUUCUGUACACAUCCAAUGGUCCUAGAUGCUUCAGAAAAGAGAUGUGUACGACCAUCUGAAUCACACGAACAAAUUGAAGAAACCGAUGUCUACCAAGACCUGUGCUGGGAGCAUCUGAGCGACGACUAUGUGUGCAGCCGGCCCCUCGUUGGCAAGCAGACGACUUACACGGAGUGCUGCUGCCUGUACGGCGAGGCCUGGGGUAUGCAGUGUGCCCUCUGCCCCAUGAAGGACUCAGAUGACUAUGCCCAGCUGUGUAACAUCCCCGUCACAGGACGCCGGCAGCCGUACGGCCGGGACGCCUUGGUGGACUUCAGUGAACAGUAUGCUCCGGAAGCCGAUCCCUACUUCAUUCAGGACCGUUUUUUAAACAGCUUUGAGGAGCUUCAGGCUGAGGAGUGCGGCAUCCUCAAUGGCUGUGAAAACGGCCGCUGUGUGAGGGUGCAGGAAGGUUACACCUGCGAUUGCUUCGAUGGGUAUCACUUGGACAUGGCCAAGAUGACCUGUGUCGACGUGAAUGAAUGUGACGAGUUGAACAACCGGAUGUCUCUCUGCAAGAACGCCAAGUGCAUCAACACGGAAGGCUCCUACAAGUGCUUGUGUCUGCCCGGCUACGUGCCUUCUGACAAGCCCAACUACUGCACCCCGUUGAAUACCGCCUUGAAUCUAGACAAGGACAGUGACCUGGAGUAACAGAAAAUCUACAUAACCUAAGCCCGUAUACUCUGCACUGUGUAAAGGAAAAGAGAGAAAUGUAUUAUACUUGAGACAUUGCACCUCACCCAGAGUGUUGGAAACACAGGAGCAACGUGGUGUCAUGUAUCCUCAGAAGACAAGGAAAGGAUUUGGUGUGAGCCUGACCGGUGCAACAGACCAAAUGGACAUUUCUCUGAAAAACCCGUAUAUAUAGUCUGUUCAUAUGUAAAAUUCAGUGGAAAAAAAGAGGCGGAGCAGUGCUGUUAUUUUAAACAGAAGGUUGUAUUAUUAUGUUGUCUUGUGUGUUUUUUUGUUUUUUUGGUUUUUUGUUUUUUGUUUUACUAUUGCUUGAUUAAAUUUGACAUUUACA